AUGGUGCAGCGAUGGACGGCAACGCGCCUCAGCGAAUGUAAGCAGACCCUCGUCCCAAAGCACAACAACCUCUCCACAAAUGACGGAACAUUACAAUCCCCAGCACGCACAAUCCUUAAGAACCAGCCAACAACGCAAAGCGACAGACGGACUACAGAAGACAUCCCAACCUACAAAACCAAGAGCCCUAAAGGUAUAGGAAACUAA
Pelobates cultripes (western spadefoot toad) is the source of this 207-nucleotide messenger RNA. NCBI's taxonomy places the organism in Eukaryota, Metazoa, Chordata, Amphibia, Anura, Pelobatidae. The record is from the annotation of a GenBank genome assembly.